Messenger RNA from Drosophila melanogaster (fruit fly), 948 nucleotides. RefSeq lists its product as uncharacterized. The record is from RefSeq and is marked reviewed. NCBI's taxonomy places the organism in Eukaryota, Metazoa, Arthropoda, Insecta, Diptera, Drosophilidae. Bases 99 to 746 code for a protein of 215 amino acids. The transcript has a single exon.
AUUUGUAUUUGCCGCAUUUCGAAAUGAAUCGAUUUCGAGACACACACUGACGCACAGCAGAUUGUAUUGGCGAAUCGGUAAGGACAAACGGUUCGUGGAUGGAGCUGGCAGGGAUUAGGUACGGGUUCAGCUUGUGGCUCCUCUUGCUCCAUUUCAGCUGUAUCCUGGCCAUCAUCGAUCACACAAAAUGCAAAGAAUGCGAACAGUACAAAUACAAAUUGCCAGAGAGAUGCAAAUAUUUGGUGGAGGAUAUUCAUGUGUUUGAGCGAAAAUGUGGCGGCACAUAUCCACUAAUGGCAUUUACCAAAUAUCGGGAUACAUUCGUUAAGACCGGCGAACCAUAUUCCCUGUACAUGCCAAGCUCCUUGGAUCAUGUGCUUCUGCUGAUGAAGGACUCCGCAUUGCAGAGCUGUGCGCGCAUUCAAGUGGGCGAUACGAACACGUUCUUUUGCCUGGACGAUAGCACCAAUGAGACGAUCAAACUGGAUGUGGCCCACAUGUAUUGCUUCCCAUUUCACAUCCAGCUGCCGGAUGAUCUGAUGCAGGAGUGCCUCAUAGAGAAUGAGAUGACCAAUGGCUUUCUGAACGAUAUCCUUCGCACACGACGCGGCAUCAUCCACUAUACCUUUGGCUCUAGUCGGGGCCAUCGUCUCAAUUGUGGAUAUUUGUUGCCGAAUCUCCUGCUCCUCGUGCCUCAUCUCCUGCCAUCGAUGAUGAGUCGUAAAUUUUUAUGCGAGCUGCCAUAAAGAUUGAUCGGUUAAGCCAAAAAGGGGAUGGCAUUAAGCAAAAAUUGCUUUAAAAAAAAACACAAAAAAGCGCAAAAAACAAAAACGCUAAAGCUGAGUAAAUAUAUAUGUAUAUGAAUUGCCAGUCUUAUCGAUGGCCUUGCUCCUGGCCAUCUCCUUUGCGCCACCACCGGCCCUUGUUGUGUAUUUUUUAUUUUAUGGC